AUGUCAGCAGAGCACCACUUGUGCCCGGCCGAAACGGCCGAGGAGGGCAUCUAUACUCGCUCUCCCCUCACGGCAACGGAGGAGGCAACACAACUCUUGCCAGGCAGUCGCUUCCUGAGCACGAUGGAGUUCAAGCGCAUCUACCUCGGCGGUGGCACUGUCGGUGAUGCAUCGACGGCGGCGACCGCACGUUGCUCAAGCACGUCCCCGCCUGGCACCUUUGCGGAGCCUGCGCAUCUGUCUUCCCUUUUCACAAGUUCUGCCCCAUGGGGCACACAUGCCAGUCCAUCCCCCCAUGUCAUCCGUGCUCCGCGCAAGCCCGCCACCGACACUGCUGCCCGCUUCCAUAGAAAAGGCGAUGACCGAGGAACAGCGCGUCAGCUCCGGUAUUUGUACGGCGGUGCGGGUGGCCGUAUACGUGUACUGGCAGCGUCUGAAACGCACACAUCCUCAUCUCGACGAACAGCGGCACCAAGACCCUCCGCGGAUGAGCACAGGCCAUAUAGCGCAAAAACGCUAACUAGCGAAGCACCACAGGUCGUUGCGCCAGCUACACUGUACUCAGCGCACACGCCUCUGCCGCACCAGCUGCGCUCGCGUGUGCACUCGGCCCGCCGUGCCACGUCGCCGUCAGUAACGAAGAAGUUCGGCGCGGAGCCCCUGCCUCGUAGCCAGCCGCGCACAGAGGAUGCAUGGUUCGCACUGACGCGUGAGCUGAUGAAUACGAAAAGCGAGGUGCAGAACCUUCAGCAGCAGCUGCAGCACGCGCACGUCCUGCUACGCUCUCUGCACGGCAUCACAGACAACACAGUCGACGAGGGCGCUGAAGCCGCCGACGCGGACGCUAUCGCGGCUGUUGACACGGCAGCAGCCGUGGCCACAAGCAGCAAGUCGACGAGUGGCAGCGCCCCGGAGGUGAGUGGCCCCUCUUCAGAGCUGCCCCGUCCGAGAGAGUACUGGCAGCGACGCGCGUACUUUUUGAUGAAGCAGAACGAGGAGCUGCAGGCGGAGUCUGACCGGCUGCGCCGCGACUCGCGCAGUAGUAAAGUGCGUGCUUUGCUGCAGGAGCUCCAGUCCGUGCGCGGAGCGCUUAGUCGGUAUCGGAGAAAGGCCGGCGUUGCAGCUGCGCCGUCGCUUUCUGCCAAAGAACUGGCAUCGGAGUCUGGUGGCCCAGAAGCUGAUCUAGGCAUCCCUCCGCACGACGACGGAAAGCUGGCAAGCAGUCCUCUGGCACCGCGGCUAACGCAUCGGGGUGGCGCGGCGUCGUCUCUCGAACCCGCCGUUGAUGAUGCGUUUCUCCACCAGAAGGACGACGCCAUCCGCGGGCUGCAAGAGCGUCUUCGCCUGCUGACACGGCAGUACGAGCAGACUGAUGCGAGGCUCAUAGAGACAACGCGAGAACUGGAGGAUAUGACGCACCGCCACUGCGCCAUGCAGGUGGAGUGGAAGGCGCUGGUGGAGCUCCCGCAGGAACUCGCUCGCACGCAGCAGCAGUUAGCCGUCGCCCAGGCGCGCCUCCUCGACUGUGACCGAGAAGUGGCGGCGUUCCACCAGGUGUUCGACACUCAGUCGUCGCCCGCCACGCUGCGCGCCAUAAUUGACGAGCGUGAUCACCUCGUCGAGCUUCUGCAGCAGAGUCACGAAAGCGAGGCAGCCUUGCGCGACGAGGUGAAGGCGGCACAGCAACAGACGGUACAAGCUAUGGAGAAAAGGUAUCAGGUGCAGUGCGCGGAACAACAUGCCAUGGCACGCGAUCGCGAGGCGCAGCAGGAGGAGACAAUACAGAAACUGCGGAAGCGAGUCGCCGCCCUUGAGCACGUGCUGGAGGUGCAGAGAGAAACAUACGAGAGGCAGCUGGCAGAGUACGCGGAGGAGCGUGAGGCGCAGCUGACAGAGCGGCUUCUCGAGUCGCUGCGGCGGCCCGAGACUGGAAUGGAGAGUAUUGCCCUAUCCGCUCCCCGUUCACUUGGUACAGCUGCGUCGGUGCGGCCCACGCUGCCAGACGGGCAGCCACCCACGACUGGUGUCCCCCGUCUUGCGGCAUGCGAGGCGUCACUACUGGCGACACCGACAAGUGCCUCAUCGUCGCUACGCUGUCCAAGCGCCGAGCACGCACAGACGGACCCGAUGCUGCGGACAACCAGUUUCCUUGAGAGUGUGACGUCGCCCUGCAGAGCAGGAGGCGCCGCGACUGCCACAGCUGCGCAAGACGACGACGCCUCUCCCACCGACAGAGUCGCAGGCAAGUCCACACUCUCUUUCAUGCCGGAUACAGCCGACAGCAACUCCAGCUAUGACUCACUAACCGGCGACAGCCAAGACGACGUGACGUCGCUUUCCUCUGCGUCGGCGCGUCAAUCGCGUCGCCUCAUCGGUGGCUCGACCUCUUCCACGACGCAGACACGUGGCGGUGAGCGUGUGCGCGACGUCACGGUGCGCAAAGAGCUGGUGGACGACUGCGCUGCUGCUGCGACAGACGAAGCGAGGGUUACAACGGCCUCCUCGAGCUCCACGGAUGACUACAGCGACGGCGAAGGUAGCCAUGGCAAUGACGAAACAGUAGAGAAGGCCAGCGGACCAGACUCAGGUUCCUCCGUCGUCUCCUCGGCAGACUCUUCCCUCCAGCUCACUUCCUGCGCCGAGGGCGCCGCCAAGCAGCAGCAGACUGUCCCGAACACGAUUAGCACCGCCCCCACCAAGACCCACAGCUACGUCAUUGAUCUCCCUACACCGCCGAUUGCCGUGGGUUCACCAGUUUCCAUCCUUAUCAACCGCACCACCAUGACUGGCCCCCUGUUCUCCUCCAGUGUGCGGGCUGUGGUGCACUCGCCCGACGUCAGCUCACAGCGGACAGCGUCGGCCGCAGACCUCACCCACACACAGCAGACGCUGCCAGGUAUCAGCGAGGCCACGAGCAGCGGCUCAUUCUUGGCCUCUUCCUCAACUUCUUUUGCGUUGGACUCGCCGCAUUCCGGCGACGAUGAUGGCCGAAGCCCCCGUGCAGAUUCCUACCAAAGUGAGCCACACGGUGGCCCGCUGCAGCAGAUGGAAAAAGGCGGCGUAGCGAAGUUCAACAGCAGCACCGGCUCUGAGUCAGCAGCGCUGGCGGAGGCUGCCACGCGGCGGAUGCCGUCUCUACCCGAUCCCAAUGUUGUGGUGCCGCUCCCAACGUUCCCUGCGGGGCGGCAGUCGCCUGAGUCGGAGGACGCGGUCGCGACGGCUCCGUUCGCGGCGGCGCCGCGCGCAAAUGAGUGGCGAUCUUCCCUUUCGUUCGUCUCCUCUCCCGGCGCCAACGCGGCGACGACCGCGCACCCACGGGGCGGUGUGCCGAUCCCGUCUCCUAUCGCUGUUACUCCAGCUGUUGCCUCGACUUUGUACCAGCAGCGACGCAGCAGCUCGUUUAUGGUGACUGGCGCCUACAGCGACGACGACUUCGGCGGCGGUGGUGCAGGGAUGGGUCGAGGCGGGGUGAGUUCCCGCAUGCUCAGCACCGACCACAGCACGACCGUCGAUCUCACCAAUCAGUACUCUGGCAGCGCCUCUUUUGAUUUUGCGGGGGCCCUUGCGGAGCGUCACCGCCUGGAGGACAUGCAGAACGCAUUUUUAUCUUUUCGGCGGUCGUCGACCGCGAAUGUAGCCAUUGGUGGCGACGUCAGCGGGGAGACGUCUGCCUUCCCAAUGGAGGGGUCUGGGAACACCAACAGUGGGCGGUUUGCUGUGAUGGGGACAGGGGCGGUGGGGCUGCGCAAGACCCCAUCCCCUCUCGGCUCCGAUGCCUUGGAAGUGAGCGAGCACGUUCUCUUUGCAAGCUAUCAGAACGACGACGCAAAGGACACGGGAGCAACGGCAGCCAUCUCAAAUGCCUUGCGGCAAGGUGAGGAUCGGGCCUCAGGCGAGGGCGGGAGUGCCGGCUCUGUGGACGUGCCCUACCCUGACGAUGACGAAGACAUGACCUCCAGCAUCUCUGCCGACCGCGUCACUGCCGGGACGCGUGAGCGAGAAGAGGCGCCCCUUGCCGAUGCGCUUCCAUACACUGCUCCCACCGGCGGCAGCGCUCGUAGCAGGGUACCAAGCGAGGAUGCUUUAGCGGCGAAGAGCCCAGCGCCGGAAAUGAUGCAAAGCAAUCUUGCUGUAGAUGCUGCCCGUGACGCCUCCUCUUCUCCCAUGGCGAUUGCCUCGUCACUUGGGAGCUAUGGCGACCUCGCUUCAAGCGCGAAGACGCCCCCGCCGGAGGAGCAAGCAAUAUUGUCUUUUGGCUUUGAGGACGUGGGCACAGCGACGUUGCAGGCCGGGGACGUCAAAUCCGCUGCGCCGCCUGCUGCCGCCGCGAUCACCGAAGCGGCUGCCGUGCCAUCUUUUGUGCCUCUUCCCCCGAGAGUGGCGGUGCCUGCGCCGCCCUCCACCUAG
Molecule: messenger RNA, 4407 nt
Organism: Leishmania major strain Friedlin
Lineage: Eukaryota; Euglenozoa; Kinetoplastea; Trypanosomatida; Trypanosomatidae
Product: putative flagellum transition zone component
Exons: 1
Coding region: 1-4407 (1468 amino acids)
Source: RefSeq, a predicted model, not a curated record